UUGAAUUUCAAAUUUUUGGUCACACCAAAAAAUAGACCUACCUUCUUUGCAUUUUUUCCUAGAUACACUUCCGCUAGAUAGAAAUUCUAGAAAACAUGUCCGAAUUACAAGAAUUCAACCAGGCGGCCGAGGAUGUGAAAAACUUGAACACCACACCCGGUGACAAUGACCUUUUGGAGCUCUACAGCUUGUACAAACAGGCCACAGUUGGCGAUUGCAAUACAGAUAAACCCGGCUUCCUCGACUUCAAAGGCAAGGCCAAGUGGGAGGCUUGGAACAAUCGCAAGGGACUGAGCAAUGCCGACGCCCAGACCGCCUACAUCACCAAAGUCAAGGCCUUGAUCGAGGCCGUAGGCCUUAAGUCUUAGAUUUAAUCCACAAGGAAUAUUGCAUUUUAAAUUUGAGUUGUCGUCAAACGCACAAACUUUAAUUAUCCAUCUUUCGCACAAAAUACACAAUGAAUGCGUAACGUAAA
Drosophila eugracilis is the source of this 475-nucleotide messenger RNA. RefSeq names its product putative acyl-CoA-binding protein (gene Acbp1). The coding region runs from base 96 to 368 and encodes 90 amino acids. Gene Ontology annotation, biological process: fatty acid metabolic process. Gene Ontology annotation, molecular function: fatty-acyl-CoA binding. NCBI's taxonomy places the organism in Eukaryota, Metazoa, Arthropoda, Insecta, Diptera, Drosophilidae. The record is from RefSeq and is a predicted model, not a curated record. The transcript is spliced from 3 exons.